UUCAUCAUUACACACAUCAACUCCUGAACCAUCUACCACUUUCACAUCAAAUACGACAACUCCCAAGCAAACUACUAGUUUAACAUCAUCUACAACAUUUCUCAAUCAAACUUCCAGUUUCACAUCACAACUGGUAACUCCGGAGCCAAUGUCAAAUUCAUCAUUACACACAUUAACUCCUGAGCCAUCUACCACUUUCACAUCAAAUACGACAACUCCCAAGCAAACUACUAGUUUCACAUCACUAACAACAUUUCUCAAUCAAACAUCCAGUUUUCCAUCACAAUUGGUAACUCCAGAGUCAACAGUAACUUCAACAUCAGACACAUUAACUCCUGAGCAAUCUACCACUUUCACAUCAAAUACGACAACUCCCAAGCAAACUACUAGUUUCAUAUCACCUACAACAUUUCUCAAUCAAACUUCAAGAUUUACAUCACAAUUGGCAACUCCAGAGUCAGCAGCAAAUUUAACAUCAAACACGUCAACUCCUGAAUCAUCUACCACUUUCACAUCAAAUACGGCAACUCCCAAGCAAACUACUAGUUUCACAUCACCUACAACAUUUCUCAAUCAAACUUCCAGUUUCACAUCACAACUGGUAACUCCGGAGCCAAUUUCAAAUUCAUCAUUACACACAUCAACUCCUGAGCCAUCUACCACUUUCACAUCAAAUACGACAACUCCCAAGCAAACUACUAGUUUCACAUCACUAACAACAUUUCUCAAUCAAACUUCAAACUUCAUAUCACAAUUGGUAACUCCAGAGUCAACUACAAAGUCAAUCCCUGAGUUAUCUAACACUUUCAUAACAAAUAAGUCACUUAUCAAUUUCCCAACCCAUACAACAACUCCCAUAUCAACUACAAGUUUCACAUCACAUUUGAUAACAUUCGAGUCAACAACUACAACAUCACAGACAUCAACUACUGAGCCAUCUUAUAUACCACAUACCACAACUCCCGAGGCAACAGUAAAAUUUAUAUCACAAAAGGAAUCUCAUAACCCAACUACAAGUUUGAUGUCAGACAUGACAACAGAUGGAUAUACUGAUCCCUCAAAGGCAUCAAAAGUCUUGGACAAUCUACAAUUGAAGAUGGAAGAGAUGGAAAAAAACAAUAAAAGCAAUGCAGAGAUUGUCAUGGGGGACGUUAUUGGCCUUCUACAUGUACAAGCCAAGAACACAGAAACCAAAGACAUUAAAAUAUGCUACUCUUUAAAUCAUGCUAUGGCUGUUGAGAGUCAAAGUGUCCAAAAUACAAAUUGUUUCUGGUCUGUAAAGAUUUCUAAAGAGGCUUUUGAUAAAUCAUGUCUGGAAAACAAUGGAAGUGCAUUUGUUGGAGUUCUGCGAUUCAGAAACAUAGGAAACAAGAAUGAAACCAAUUUUGGCACUAUUUUGAACAAUGAAGUUUAUGGUGUAACUAUGAGGGCAAAAAUCUCCAACCUUACCAACAACAUUGACAUGUCCUUUACACAAAGUGAUCAGACCGAUAAGGCAUCGUGUGUUUCUUGGGAUGGCAUAGGAGAGCUUAAUUGGACGACGUUCGGCUGUGAGACAGAAAUCAUCAACAACACCAUCAAGUGUUCCUGCUCACAUCUGACGUUCUUUGCAGUGCUGAUGAUCCCUCAGUCUCAGUCAGAUACAAACAUCACAGCACAGGACCUGGAAUCACUGACCAUGAUAUCUUCUAUCGGCUGCGGCAUCUCCAUAUUUUUUAUAUCCAUCGCUUUAUUCAUGCAUUUCCUGCUACGGAAAGCCAAAUCAAACCAGGCCACGAAGAUCUUGAUGAACAUGUUUGGGUCUUUGUUUCUACUGAAUGCCUCGUUUUUGUCAAACGAGAGCGUCGCUAACACACAAGACAACGCUGCGUGCGUCUUCAUAGCGCUGCUCCUGCAUUACUCCAUGCUGGCCUCAUUCACCUGGUUCUUCAUUCAAGCUCUUCAUAUGUACUUAUGGCUCAUCAGACAGAACAUCACCAUCACAAACUACAUGAGGAAGAUCACCGUGUUGGGCUGGGCGUGUCCGGCUCCGAUAGUCGUAGCUAUUGCUUCCGCAGGAGGAUAUGAAAGCUUGACCUAA
Molecule: messenger RNA, 2080 nt
Organism: Puntigrus tetrazona (Sumatra barb)
Lineage: Eukaryota; Metazoa; Chordata; Actinopteri; Cypriniformes; Cyprinidae
Product: adhesion G-protein coupled receptor G2-like
Exons: 9
Coding region: 149-2080 (643 amino acids)
Biological process (GO): adenylate cyclase-activating G protein-coupled receptor signaling pathway; cell surface receptor signaling pathway
Cellular component (GO): membrane
Molecular function (GO): G protein-coupled receptor activity
Source: RefSeq, a predicted model, not a curated record